This is a messenger RNA of Calidris pugnax (ruff), 1470 nucleotides long. RefSeq names its product glycine-rich cell wall structural protein-like. Lineage: Eukaryota; Metazoa; Chordata; Aves; Charadriiformes; Scolopacidae. Bases 1 to 1470 code for a protein of 489 amino acids. The record is from RefSeq and is a predicted model, not a curated record. The transcript has 2 exons.
AUGUGCUCCAGACAGUCCUCCAGAGGUUGCCAUGAAACUUCCUCCCAGUCCAGUGGAUGCCACAGCGGGAGCAGCUGCUGUCAUGGGGGCAGCUCCUCCAGCUACCAGGCUCAGGGCUCCUCUUGCUGUGGGGGCUCAGGCUCAGGCAGCUAUGGUGGGAUGCUCAAAGAUGUGCUCCAGACAGUCCUCCAGAGCUCCUCCAGCUACCAGGCUCAGGGCUCCUCUUGCUGUGGGGGCUCAGGCUCAGGCAGCUAUGGUGGGAGCAGCUCUGGCAAGAUCAUCAUCAGCUCUGGUGGUGGAGGAGGUGGAUCCUGCUGCAGUGGGGGAUCCUCUGGCUAUGGCAUGGGAGGAGGAUACGGCGGUGGCAGUGGGGGAUCUGGCCAGAAGAUCAUUGUGAGCUCAGGUGGUGGAGGAGGUGGCUCAUCUGGAUGCUGUGGCGGGGGAUCCAGCGGUGGGUCUUCAGGAGGGAAGAUCAUCAUUGGAGGUGGAAGCAGUGGAGGAUCAUCUGGAUGCUGCAGUGGGGGCUCCUCUGGCUACGGCAUGGGAGGAGGCUACAGCGGUGGCAGUGGGGGAUCUGGCCAGAAGACCAUUAUUAGCUCAGGUGGUGGAGGUGGUUCAUAUGGAUGCUGCAGUGGGGGGUCCAGCAGUGGGUCUCCACAAGGGGUAAUCAUCAUUAGAACUGGAGGUAGUGAGAGUUCCUCUGGAUGUUGUAGUGGAGGAUCCAGCUAUGGCAUGGGAGGAGGCUAUGGUGGUGGGUAUUCCGGAUCAAAGAGCAUCAUCGGAGGUGGCAGUAGUGGAGGAUCAUCUGGAUGCUGCAGUGGGGGAUCCAGCAGUGGAUCUUCAGGAGGCAAGAUCAUAAUUGGAGGUGGAAGCAGUGGAGGGUCAUCUGGAUGUUGCAGUGGAGGAUCCAGCUAUGGUAUGGGAGGAGGCUACGGUGGUGGGUCUUCAGGAUCAAAGAUCAUCAUUGGAGGUGGAAGCAGUGGAGGGUCAUCUGGAUGUUGCGGUGGAGGAUCCAGCUAUGGCAUGGGAGGAGGCUACGGUGGUGGGUCUUCAGGAUCAAAGAGCAUGAUGGGGGGUGGAGGUAGCGGAGGAUCAUAUGGAUGCUGCAGUGGAGGAUCCUCUGGCUAUGGCAUGGGAGGAGGAUACGGCGGUGGCAGUGGGGGAUCUGGCCAGAAGAUCAUUGUGAGCUCAGGCGGUGGAGGAGGUGGCUCAUCUGGAUGCUGUGGCGGGGGAUCCAGCGGUGGGUCUUCAGGAGGGAAGAUCAUCAUUGGAGGUGGAAGUGGCGGGGGAUCUUCCGGAUGCUGCAGUGGAGGAUCCAGUUGUGGCAGUGGUGAUUCCACAAUCAUCAUCAGCUCUGGAGGGGGCAGUGGAGGCCAGUCCAUGCAGCAGAAAUGCCCCAUUGUCAUUCCCAGCAUCGAGUCCCAUCAGACCAAGCAAGGCUGUUACUGGCCCUCUGGCCAGCAGAAGUAA